Messenger RNA from Fimicolochytrium jonesii, 1242 nucleotides. RefSeq lists its product as uncharacterized. The coding region runs from base 1 to 1242 and encodes 413 amino acids. The record is from RefSeq and is a predicted model, not a curated record. The transcript is spliced from 10 exons. Gene Ontology annotation, biological process: DNA replication, synthesis of primer. Gene Ontology annotation, cellular component: alpha DNA polymerase:primase complex. Lineage: Eukaryota; Fungi; Chytridiomycota; Chytridiomycetes; Spizellomycetales; Powellomycetaceae.
AUGGCGCAGUUCCAGAGCUGGCUGCAUAUCUUUUAUCAGCGGCUGUUUCCGUUCACGGACUUUUAUCGGUGGUUGGCUUAUGGCGAGAUGUCAAAAGGCUACUUUGCAAACCGCGAAUGGAGUUUCACCCUCGCCUCUGACGUCUACAUCCGUUUCCAGUCGUACAAAACGGCUGACGAGCUCAAAUCUGAGAUUCUCCGACUGUGUCCCGUGAAGAUCGAUAUCGGCGCUGUGUACAAUAUCGCGCCCAAGGAUAAGAAGACGGUGGGACCGUCGGCGUUCCGACCACGGGAGAGGGAGCUGGUGUUUGAUAUCGACAUGACGGAUUACGAUGAUAUCAGGACAUGCUGCAGCGGCGCCGAAAUCUGCCUAAAAUGCUGGGACUUCAUGACCAUCUCCAUCAAAAUCCUGCAUCGCGCACUCACCGAGGACUUUGGCUUCAAACACCUCCUCUGGGUCUACAGCGGCCGUCGCGGCGUGCACUGCUGGGUCGCCGACGAACGCGCCCGAUCCAUGUCCCCCGAAGCUCGCUCCGCCGUCGUGGCGUACCUCGAGGUCGUCAAAGGUGGAUAUCAUCAGAGGGGACAAGGGGAUGAGGAUCCGAUGGAUGAGAGGAAUUUUCAUCCGAGUCUUGUACGGGCGUAUGCGGUUCUCAAGAAACAUUUCGCGAAAACGAUUUUGCUGAAUAUGGACGUGCUUGGGAGUCGCGAGCAUUGGAUGAAGCUGUUGCAGCUUGUGCCCGAUCACGAAAUGAGAACGCGACUAGACAAGGAAUGGACAGACGAAACCCCCGACAGCGACUCCGGAACGACCUCAGAGGAGCGGUGGAAUCGGAUCGUGGGCGAGUUGCGGGGCAAGAAGGGCGCAGCAUUCGAAACGGCCGACCGCGCAAUCAUCUUCCGAUACACGUACCCGCGCCUCGACGCCAACGUCUCCAUUGGGUUGAAUCAUCUGCUGAAGGCCCCGUUUUGCGUGCAUCCGAAGACUGGAAGGGUAUGCGUCCCAAUCGACCCAACGCAAUGCGACACCUUCAACCCGCUCACGGUCCCCACCAUCCAAUCCCUGCUCGACGAGUUGAACGCGUGGAGCGCCAAAAACAACAAUCCCUCCUAUAUCGAAGCCGAGAAUUACCAGAAAACAUCGCUGGAACCGUAUGUGAAGUAUUUUAGGCAGGGGUUCUUGGACCCGAUGGCUAGUGAAGUUAGGCAGAGGAUGCGGGAGAGGGUUGAUAUGUCUUUUUGA